CCGAGCGGCGGGCAAGAGCGGGCCUCGGGGCGGCGGCGGCGGCGGACGCGGCCUGAGGGAGCGGCCGGCUGCCGCCUCGCCCGCCGCGGGGUCCAUGGCCUGAGCGGCCAUGUCCGGCGUGGUGCGGACCCUCAGCCGCUGCCUGCUGCCGGCCGAGGCCGGCGGGGCCCGCGAGCGCAGGGCGGGCGGCGGCGGGGCCCGCGACGCGGAGCGCGAGGCGCGGCGGCGCAGCCGGGACAUCGACGCGGGGCUGGCCCGCGAGCGGCGCGCCGUGCGGCGCCUCGUCAAGAUCCUGCUGCUGGGCGCGGGCGAGAGCGGCAAGUCCACCUUCCUCAAGCAGAUGCGCAUCAUCCACGGCCGCGAGUUCGACCAGAAGGCGCUGCUCGAGUUCCGCGACACCAUCUUCGACAACAUCCUUAAGGGCUCAAGGGUUCUGGUUGAUGCACGAGACAAGCUUGGUAUUCCUUGGCAGUAUUCUGAAAAUGAGAAGCACGGGAUGUUCCUCAUGGCCUUUGAGAACAAAGCAGGGCUGCCCGUGGAGCCUGCCACCUUUCAGCUGUACGUACCUGCUCUGAGCGCGCUCUGGAGGGAUUCCGGCAUCAGGGAAGCUUUCAGCCGGAGGAGCGAGUUUCAGCUGGGUGAAUCAGUGAAGUACUUCCUGGAUAACUUGGACCGGAUUGGCCAGCUGAAUUACUUCCCUAGCAAGCAGGACAUCCUGCUGGCGAGGAAGGCCACCAAGGGCAUCGUGGAGCAUGACUUUGUCAUCAAAAAAAUCCCUUUCAAGAUGGUGGAUGUGGGCGGCCAGCGGUCUCAGCGCCAGAAGUGGUUCCAGUGCUUCGACGGGAUCACGUCGAUCCUGUUCAUGGUCUCGUCCAGUGAGUACGACCAGGUCCUCAUGGAGGACAGGCGCACCAACCGCCUGGUGGAAUCCAUGAACAUCUUUGAGACCAUCGUUAACAACAAGCUCUUCUUCAACGUCUCCAUCAUCCUGUUCCUCAACAAGAUGGACCUCCUGGUGGAGAAAGUAAAGACUGUCAGCAUCAAGAAGCACUUCCCAGACUUCAAGGGCGACCCCCACAGGCUGGAGGACGUCCAGCGCUACCUGGUCCAGUGUUUCGACCGGAAGAGGCGGAAUCGCAGUAAGCCACUCUUCCACCACUUCACCACCGCCAUAGACACCGAGAACAUCCGCUUCGUGUUUCACGCUGUGAAGGACACCAUCCUGCAAGAGAACCUGAAAGAUAUUAUGUUGCAGUGAAAGAGGACACCCUUCACUCUUGUGGUCCUUCAGCAGCCUCGCCGGCCACAGGCCAGAUCUCCCCGGUGUCCCGGAGCGGGUUUCCUGAAUCCGUGCCCUCAACACCUGGCUCAGGGAUGCUGUGAGGCCCGCCACGCUCUAGGCCAAAGGACGUGACACUUUGAUGUUAGCUACUGAAUCCUGGGGACUAGUGAAACUACUGAAAAUCCAAGCGAUCACUUUGGUAUUAAUGUCUAAUGCCUAAUAACACAGCUUUCUUUCUUUUUACAGAAACUAUUCCUUCUCUGACACAAUGUAAUCGAGGACUGCGUGUGUGUGCGCGCAUGCUCUGUCUUUAAUGACAGAAACACGAAAACCGACAUCUUUGCAGAUGGCUUUUCUCUCUAACUCGAGAGUGCUUGGUGAGGAGUAUUGCCGGGGAGGGGGGUGGUUUGUAGGAGGUGAAGCGCGGGCUGUCGCCACCACCUCCCCAAGGGAGCGCGUUGCCUUUUAAGUCUCUUGUGCCGAUGUCCCGAGAGGCCCUGGCCCGGCCGUCAGAUGAGAGGGUGGCAGUGAGAGCUGGCGGUGUGGACUUAAGGCCCCACCGCCUGCACUUUCUUCCCGCCCUGUCCGAUCAGCCCGUAGCGCGACGGGACACGGGGCGGAAGGUGUGCGCACGGGCGCUGCCGUGAACGGCCCCCUCCCCUCUGCACAGGGCAGUGCCCGCUGCCUCUGUGCCCACCCUCCCCGCCCCUCGCCCGCCCCUCGGCAAAGACUUCAACCAGCUGGCCUUGCAGACGACUCUUCUGUCUUCUGAGUCGUCUCCGACGCUGCAGUCGGCUGCAGGGAGCCUUUCCUUCUUUGGAGGAAGUGGAGAGCUCCUUUCCUCUCAGGGGCUUCCGAGAGCUGGCGGCAUUGCCAGCGGAGCCUUCGUUAACGCCCCCGGGCUCCGCGCUGCCUUCUGGUGGCCGAGAAUCGAGGUUCUCAUCACGGUCUCUCGCUUCUACUAACGUACACACGUAGCAGGAAAACUGUCGGUCGUGGUCUCCUCUGAGUGAAACUGCAGAGGCUGUGAAUGUCGAGGCGAGCUGGUCAGUCUUACACUCAGUUAACUUGUCCGGUUACUCUGUCCAGGUGUCUUUCACUGUGUUUUAAAAUACAUUGCAUUCCAAACUGGUCCCCGCUGUGUAUUACUCUACUCAAAAGUGUCUGGUGUGUUGAGGACUCUGCCUAGCAUUUAAAAGAGAAAAAAGCUUCCUCUGUCAGUGGCACCAGAAUGUUCCUGUGGUUGAGUAACUGUCCCCGGGCCCCAUCCCCAGGCCACACUGUUCCCGGUCCUGCAUCCCUGGUGAGUGGCUUGCUUGCCUUCACCCAGCAGAUGAACAGGGAUCUUGUGGCAGAUGCUGACCCAGGAGGAAAGGGAGGAAAGAAACUGCUUCUGAGUCAGCCUUGUUAUCACAGGGUUUUAAUGAGGAGACGACAUGAAAUCCUGUCUCUCCGGGCGCUCAAGCCUUCCUGUCGAUGUUUGCUGGGGUUUCGGCUCUUUUUUUUGGCUGGAGAAAAGUUGCUGUUUUUGUACUGCUUCCUGUGGCUCUUCAUAAACUGAGAGGACGUGCCCCGGGAUCGGGGCCGAUGACCGAGGCUGAAAGGAAACAGAACAUUCUCAACGGGCUGCGUCAGGGCGGCCCAAGACCCCGCUGUCGCUGCUCAGAGGACCCUGUCCUGGGGCACGAGCGCUCCUCGCCUGCCGGGUUCCAGGUCUCACACGUGUGUCGGGACCCACGCGCUUCCUCACCAGCCUGGAAACGCUCCCUGCGGUCUAGCGGAGGGGGCGGCCGGCGUAGCCGGUGCAGGUGCCCAUCCGAACGGCUUGCUGGCGAGUGAGGUCAGCACGGUCGGCAAGUGCCGUUUGUCCUUUAAACCGUCUGACGCGGCUGCUGGUUUGCUUUCGGAGGCGAAAGGGAGUUGGUAUAGACAGGGAAGCUGAGCGGACUGGGAAGCAGGGGGGACGGCCCGAGGGGGGCCCCUGCCCGGCCCAGAACUGACCCGCUCUCCCUGCUGCGGCCGGGCUCCCCUCUUCACGGUAAGCUGAGUGGACGGCUUAGUCCUGCAAGGCGCCCGGCCCUCAAUUCCAUGAUUGGUCGGCAUCCGAGAAGAAGAUCGCUCUUUGCAAGGUCAACUGAAACCAUUUACAGCCUUUCUACACAUAGAUUAUAGUCACUUUUCUCUCCAAAACCUUAGGCUUUUCUAUUUUUUUUUUAUUUUAAUUUCACUGUUACCCUCGAUUAUUGUCUUUUUUUAUUGAGAUAGUUGUGCCUCAUCUGUUAUUGCAAAAAUGUAACAAUAAACUUCCUCAAACUAA
Balaenoptera acutorostrata (minke whale) is the source of this 3599-nucleotide messenger RNA. RefSeq names its product G protein subunit alpha 12 (gene GNA12). The transcript has 4 exons. Gene Ontology annotation, cellular component: heterotrimeric G-protein complex; brush border membrane. The record is from RefSeq and is a predicted model, not a curated record. Gene Ontology annotation, biological process: Rho protein signal transduction; adenylate cyclase-modulating G protein-coupled receptor signaling pathway. NCBI's taxonomy places the organism in Eukaryota, Metazoa, Chordata, Mammalia, Artiodactyla, Balaenopteridae. Gene Ontology annotation, molecular function: guanyl nucleotide binding; D5 dopamine receptor binding; GTPase activity. Bases 110 to 1258 code for a protein of 382 amino acids.